AGCGCAGGGAAGAGGGGGAGGAAGGAGGAGGAGGAACAGCAUCAACAAUCCCUAGCAGCAGGCAAAACACCAUCCGUCUCCCACAGCAUCCCCUUCUGCCUUCUCUCCUAAUAAGGGGAUGCCUUCUGGAGGAGACGGCCCAGGCUGUGUGCCAGCCAAGACCUAGAGCACGCGUCCCACACCCCCUGUGUCACCGGCAGAGGGGACACAGUCGGUGACAGGAACAGGUGCUGAGAAAGGACACCUGGAUCUGUGGGGUCUGACCUCCCUCCCCUGCACACUCACCACCGAUUCCCGCCUUCCACAACAAAGGAUCAUGGGAUAAUAGCGCUGCUGGCACGCCAAGCCACUGGGAUAACUCCACUAGUACCGCUGUUCGGGAUUACCCUGCCGGAACGCCCAUAUUUACCCACGCCGAGCUUUCUCCCAAAACCCGCUUCUCUCCCAGAGGAUUAACGUCCGGAGAAUUGUUGUAGGCAUAACAAGUGCGCCCUCCCGUGCCAAGUACCCCAUUGCCCGUUGUCGUCACCCCGGGUUGCCCCGUACUCUGGGCCUGGGGUUGUAGGGUGGAAGUUCGUUGAGUGUGUCACGGAGAGUUUCUAGGUGCACCCAGCCACGUGUGGAGCGCUGUGCGCGGGAUCUGAGCCUCCAGCCCCCGCCGUGCAGAAUACUAUGUGUGUCACUACUUAUCCCCGCGUCCAUAGUGUUUGCCCUUGACACGGCUAGUGCUGCAGGAGACGCCGUGGCCCGUACGCGGAAUAUGAGCCUCAUCCAUGCUGCCUGCGUGCUGCCAUUAUCUGUCUUGCUGUAGGUAUUGUCAGCUAAUAAUAGGCACGUUCUCCACUGGAUGAGAUAAUUGUGCGUUCACCUCUGGCAGUGCACGGCGUGAUGGGGAGUGUGACAGGUCCCCAGGGCUGUGCUGUGUUGUCUCACACUUCACCGUCUGUCUCUGUGUAGAACUCCCAGCAGCUGUGCCCCUGCGUACGGGCAUCGAUUGUGGCCAGCCCGGGAAAGGGUUAACAGAGGGCUCCGUGCACGUGGAGUAUGGUGUGUGUGGCAUCCGGGGGCCAGCGGCUGACUUCACUACAGGUGCAGGGGCGCUGUGUGACCUAGCGUCUCCCUGCCGUACCGGAUCAUAGCCCCAACCAGCAGGUGACACCAUAGCAACCACCAAUGAGCCACCAGAAGACCACGGGCAUUGGCUAGCUGUGAGGCCACCAGUAUCCCUCGUCUUGUGGAUUUAUCAUUGGCUGACGUUAGCCCGUCUGGUUCUCUGCCCCUGGCUGUCUCUAUCCGCCUCCGGGAUCUGCUUUUGUGUAUGGUGUGAGGUUGGCACAUACCACCUAUUGCUAGCACCAAGGAGGCUGGUGAGCAGGACAAACCUAUGGGAUAAGGAUGCCCGUCCGAAGAGGACACGUCGCCCCUCAGAACACCUUCUUGGACACAAUUAUCCGGAAAUUCGAAGGACAAAGUCGGAAGUUCAUUAUAGCCAAUGCUCGUGUGGAAAACUGCGCAGUGAUUUACUGCAACGAUGGCUUCUGCUCCAUGUGCGGAUACACGCGCGCCGAGGUCAUGCAGAGACCCUGCACCUGUGACUUCCUGUACGGCCCUCGUACGACCUCCAGCGCAGUGUCGCAGAUCGCGCAGGCCCUGGUGGGAUCCGAGGAGCGUAAGGUGGAGAUCUCCUUCUAUCGCAAGGACGGAAGCUGCUUUCUGUGUCUCGUUGACGUGGUCCCAGUGAAGAAUGAAAACGGAGCAGUCAUCAUGUUUAUCCUAAACUUCGAGGUGGUGAUGGAGAAAGAUCUUCUGAGCUCUCCGAAUAAAAACUCCAAUCACAGAGUCCAAUCACACUGGUUCCCCCCAGCCAGAGGGAAAUCCUUCCGUUUGAAGAUUCCGGCAUUACUGGCUCUCGCUGGCAGUAAGCAGUCCCUCCCGCAGGAGGACCCUGACGUGGUGGUUGUGGACUUCUCCAAGCACAACAGUGACUCCAUAGCUCUGGAAGAUGUCACCGUCACUCCAGUGGACAAUUGCAUUGCUUCUCACCCUGAGGACCAGCAUGCGCUGCUUGGUAGUACAGAGCCCAAGGCCUUCUCUGAAGAUGGUCCUACAGUGCAGUCUUCUCCCCGGGCGGACAAGGACCACCUGAACUUAGACAUGUCAUUCUCCAACUGCAGCCUCACCCGCAGCCGUUCCCGGGAAAGCUUCUACAGUAUCCGCAGGGCCUCUUCUGUGGAUGAUAUAGAGGCCAUGAAGGUGGAGCUGGAUAAAAAGUUCCGUUCCCGAAACUCCAGCACAGGUGCCAUGAACAGCGUCCGAGUCAGCCUCCUGAACUCCACCUCAGAUUCUGAUCUCAUGAAGUAUAGAACGAUUAGCAAAAUACCCCAAAUCACCCUUAAUUUUGUGGACUUUAAGGGAGACUCAUUCCUCACCUCGCCCUCCAAUGAGAAGGAGAUCAUCGCACCCUCCAAGUUAAAGGACCGGACGCACAACGUGACAGAAAAGGUCACCCAGGUCCUAUCGCUGGGAGCUGACGUUCUUCCCGAAUACAAGCUGCAGGCUCCUCGUAUCCACAAAUGGACAAUUCUCCACUAUAGUCCUUUUAAGGCAGUCUGGGACUGGCUCAUCCUUCUGCUGGUCAUCUACACUGCCAUCUUCACUCCAUACUCUGCUGCCUUUCUUCUCAAUGACCAGGAGGAACAGCACAGAGAAUCCUGCGGCUACUCCUGCAACCCGCUGAGUGUGGUGGAUCUGAUGGUGGACAUCAUGUUCAUCAUCGACAUCCUCAUAAACUUCAGAACAACUUACGUCAACUCGAAUGAAGAAGUGGUAAGCCACCCCGGCAAGAUCGCUAUCCACUACUUUAAGGGCUGGUUCCUGAUUGACAUGGUGGCUGCCAUACCGUUCGAUCUCUUGAUCUUUGGCUCUGGCUCUGAGGAGACUACUACUCUGAUUGGCCUGCUGAAGACAGCCCGCCUCCUGCGCUUGGUGCGCGUGGCGCGUAAGUUGGACCGGUACUCAGAGUACGGGGCCGCUGUCUUGUUCCUGCUGAUGUGCACCUUCGCCCUCAUAGCUCAUUGGCUGGCCUGCAUCUGGUACGCGAUUGGACACAUGGAACACUACGAUCAGGAGUAUAGACCAAUCGGCUGGCUGUACUCGCUUGGCACUCAGAUCAUGAAACCCUACAACAACAGCAACACCAAAUCCGGCCCGACCAUCAAUGACAAGUACGUCACCGCUCUCUAUUUCACCUUCAGCAGCCUGACCAGCGUGGGCUUCGGGAACGUGUCCCCUAACACCAACUCCGAGAAGAUCUUCUCCAUCUGCGUCAUGCUGAUCGGAUCUCUCAUGUACGCUAGUAUUUUUGGGAAUGUGUCUGCAAUCAUCCAGCGCCUGUAUUCCGGAACUGCCAGGUACCACACACAGAUGCUGCGGGUCCGCGAGUUCAUCCGUUUCCACCAAAUUCCCAACCCGUUGCGCCAACGUCUGGAGGAGUAUUUCCAGCACGCCUGGUCCUACACCAAUGGCAUUGAUAUGAACGCAGUUCUGAAGGGUUUCCCCGAGUGCCUGCAAGCCGAUAUCUGCCUGCACCUAAACCGAACUCUUCUGCAGAACUGUAAACCGUUCAAAGGAGCCACUAAGGGCUGCCUGCGGGCCCUGGCUAUGAAGUUUAAGACCACGCAUGCACCCCCUGGGGACACGCUAGUGCACGCGGGCGAUGUACUUACUGCUCUCUACUUCCUUUCUCGUGGAUCCAUUGAAAUAUUGCGCGGGGAUGUGGUGGUCGCCAUACUGGGGAAGAACGACAUAUUCGGUGAGCCUCUCAAUCUGUACGCACGGCCUGGAAAAUCCAACGCAGACGUCCGAGCCCUGACCUACUGCGACCUACACAAGAUUCACCGGGAGGACCUCUUAGAAGUUCUGGAUAUGUAUCCUGAAUUCUCAGACUAUUUCUGGUCCAGCUUGGAGAUCACCUUCAACCUCCGAGAUACCAACAUGAUCCCUGGAUCUCCCAGCAGCAAUGACUCUGACAGCGGAUUUAACAAGCUGAGACGGCGCAAGAUCUCCUUCCGCAGACGGACGGACAAAGACGCUGAGAAUGCCGGCGAGGUACCGAAGGGUCAGAGGUCAGGCCGGCUGAUCCGGAACAGUCUGCUGGAGGAGAAGGGAUGGGGGGAGCACAGCAGCGUCCCCAACAGUUCCUCGUCCAGUGAUGAUGAGCAGCCGGUGCCGGUGUCAAACACCAUUGAGCUGUCUCCAACACGGGCUACGUGCAGCAACGUCACUGCGGCAAAUGGGGGAGAGGUGGAGGGCGACCAGAGCGCGGGGGAUGUGUGCAACCACCUGUCAGGUGCUUUUUCUGGGGUAUCUAACAUCUUUAGCUUUUGGGGAGACAGAAAUGGACGUCAGUACCAGGAGCUGCCGCGAUGCACCAUCCCUACCCACACCACGCUCACUGCUCCGGCGCCUUCCAUUAGUCGGCGGCAAAAAUGUGAAUUGGGGAACAGGCUGGAUCAACUGCAGAAGCAACUCAACAGGUUGGAGAGCCGCAUGGUGACAGAUAUCAGCACUAUUAUGCAGUUACUACAGAAGCAGGUGGUCCUGGUGCCCCCCGCGUACAGCACAGUCUCCACCCCCCCUCAGAGUUUCCCCCCAUGUGGACAGCAGACACCUGCAUCCUCUUCUCAGGUGUAUGAAUACCGGGACGUGGAGGGUGUGACGUACAAGUUAUGUGAAAUGCCGCUGGCGCCACAUACGCUUAACGCUGAGUCCAUGUACAGCCCCCGUCGCCUCUCCCUUCCUGGGAACCUGGAGGACCCCCUGGAUCUGAGGACCCCACAGAGACAUUCGUCUGACCCAGGCAGUUAGGGGAAGGGGUUCAGAGACUACUGUCAGACUCUUGGAACAAGCCACGUCCAGAAAGGCCAUUCAGUGUGAUGUCACGCCGGGAACCUUCCGUGGCACAGACACCCGUCACAGACAUCUAGAAGUGGGCAGAGGCUGCAGACGACGACAGACAUUAGCAGAAUGCUACCAUAUGGAGAGAGGAUGAAAGCGACUGUGGAAACUCUGCAAUGUACUCGGAUAAUACCAUUUCUGUGACAUCAGCAUCGUGAGUGCCGGCUGCGGGAGGCCUAAGUGGCAUGCAUGACCCCGGCCAAGCCUCACGCAACCCGUGAUUCCUCUCCCACCUGCUGGAGGCUCUCCGAGAACUUGUAGCAUAAUCAGAGAAGAGGGACUCGUCGCUCACAGCUGACGUUAUCCUCCAUGAAGAAGACGGUGACCGAGCUGAUCCAUGCCCGACAUCCAUCUUCAUUUCAGUAUCCGCUGCACAAGGAAUGCGAGCGCUGUGUUAUACGGUCAUUAUUCCAGGGGGAUGUGUCAGCCCUAUUGCACACCUGGGGUUCCGGCACGAGCCCCCCUUUACUGCAGGAGACUGGACCCAAUGAUUGUCUUCCACAGAUCACCUAUGUAAUCCAGAGACGGUACAGGUCUCAUAGCCAUGUCCCUUAUCAUCAUCUCCAGCUCUGUAUGAUUACUGUUCAUGUCCUCGCUGAGUGGGCGCGUUGCUGUCUCGUCGCGUGCGCAGAACACCGGUAGGAGACUCUUACUGCAGUAGUGAAUUACCAUUUAUAUGUUGUGCUCAAUCGUCAAAGCUGCAAUCCCAGAAUAGUAUAAGAUGACUGAUUUAUUGUAAGAACACACGUGUAUUUCUCUCUCCUUCGCCUCUUUUCUUAACACUAUUAUGUAUUUACAUCUUGUGUCAUGUGCCUGCCAUGGCGACCACAGUCGCAUGACAUGGUGCAGUGAGGCUUUGGAAUGUCAGCACGAUCCCUACUUCCUUCCUCUCUUAUCAUAUGUGUAACGGGGGGCUCUGACUACAGAUUGCAAUGUGCCGCCAUAUAUAUCUCCCGGGCAUCUUAAGGGACAUCCUAUUAAAUUCAGAUUUAUGUUAAACUAAUACAAAAAUGUAUAUAUACCGAUGUAGGAUUGUAGCUUUCUGUAAAUGGCUUCCCCUGGCUCUUCUGCCGUUCAGCCGCACUGUACUAGGCCGAAUUCCACCGUCAUAUUCAUCCUCUGCCUUCUAGAAAAGCACAAAUUUCCUGCGGAGCUUCUCAGAUGUGACAAUAAAACCUGGCUUCACCUUUCCCUGAGUAACGCUAAUGAGGUUACUCUGUCAUAGGCCCUUCCAGGUGACCUAUCCCAAAAUGUAGGGAUCCUCCUCCCUACUCACAGACCUGUCCCCCCACCUGUAGGGAUCCUCCUCCUUACUCACACACCUGUCCUCCCACCUGUAGGGAUCCUCCCUACUCACACACCUGUCCCACCUGUAGGGAUCUUCCUCCCUACUCACACACCUGUCUCACAUGUAGGGAUCCUCCUCCUUACUCACACACCUGUCCCACCUGUAGGGAUCCUCCUUACUCACACACCUGUCCCACCUGUAGGGAUCUUCCUCCCUACUCACACACCUGUCUCACCUGUAGGGAUCUUCCUCCCUACUCACACACCUGUCCCACCUGUAGGGAUCCUCCUCCUUACUCAUAGACCUGUCCCACCUGUAGGGAUCCUCCUCCUUACUCACACACCUGUCCCACCUGUAGGGAUCUUCCUCCCUACUCACACACCUGUCUCACCUGUAGGGAUCCUCCUCCUUACUCACACACCUGUCCCACCUGUAGGGAUCCUCCUCCUUACUCACACACCUGUCCCAC
Pseudophryne corroboree (corroboree frog) is the source of this 6713-nucleotide messenger RNA. RefSeq names its product potassium voltage-gated channel subfamily H member 2 (gene KCNH2). The transcript is spliced from 15 exons. Gene Ontology annotation, cellular component: plasma membrane. Gene Ontology annotation, biological process: regulation of ventricular cardiac muscle cell membrane repolarization; membrane repolarization during action potential; regulation of heart rate by cardiac conduction. NCBI's taxonomy places the organism in Eukaryota, Metazoa, Chordata, Amphibia, Anura, Myobatrachidae. The record is from RefSeq and is a predicted model, not a curated record. Gene Ontology annotation, molecular function: inward rectifier potassium channel activity. Bases 1396 to 4866 code for a protein of 1156 amino acids.